Molecule: messenger RNA, 824 nt
Organism: Linderina pennispora
Lineage: Eukaryota; Fungi; Kickxellomycota; Kickxellomycetes; Kickxellales; Kickxellaceae
Exons: 1
Coding region: 57-824 (255 amino acids)
Biological process (GO): long-chain fatty acid biosynthetic process
Cellular component (GO): fatty acid synthase complex
Molecular function (GO): transferase activity
Source: RefSeq, a predicted model, not a curated record
UAAAAGUUAUAUAUUUUAUUUCCAGUUUAUAUAUAUUUACCAGUUUAACCUUCGAUAUGACUAAGAACCCAUCUACUAUUGUGGUCCUCAAUUUGUCAGGUGUCAGCUUUGACAUUUCUGUCCAGCCUGAGCACCAUUCUGCUGCAACUGAGCUAGCAUCUGCAUUCGCCAACAGGCAACCUGAGCCACUUUCCACCAGUAUCGUGACCCUGGCCAAAUUUAUCCUCUACUGCAGUACCAGAAACCCUGAUGUCACUAUCUCAGUGUUCAAGGGUUUCCAUACCAUGUAUUGCUCAGUGGACAACAUCCACGCCAUUGUUCAGCAGCACAAACUCUCUGUUGAGCAGUCACGCAUCGUCCUGAAGGGCUACUAUUCAGCCUGGUCUCUCCUUGAGGCCCGCCAGCAGCUUCCCAAUGUUCGUCUCCCGGCACUUUUCUCAUCACCUAGUCUCAAGACCAUUGCUCAAUUUGGCGGUCAGAGUGGAGCACCUAACUUUAUGGAUGAUGCAGCAUGGCUGUUUGAUGUCUACCAUCCGCUUCUUAGUGACUUUGUGGAGUAUAUGUCACGUUUUCUCCACCAGGAGUCGAUAGACCUUGUCCUGGAUGGCACUCUUGAGCAGCCACUGGACUUUGUCGGGUGGUUGCUCAAGCCAGAAACUGCGCCAGACACUCACCAUCUUCAUGCGGCACCGAUUGCAUUCCCAUUCAUCGGACUUUUCCAGUUAAUGCAUCUGGUUGUCUUGUAUAAGACACUUAGAAUUGACCCGGGCAAGCUGACCACUUUAUUCAGAGGUAGUCCUCCCUUGCUCACAGACUACAAAUAG